This is a messenger RNA of Siniperca chuatsi (mandarin fish), 4558 nucleotides long. It is a transcript of the gene lpin1b, whose product is annotated as lipin 1b. Lineage: Eukaryota; Metazoa; Chordata; Actinopteri; Centrarchiformes; Sinipercidae. Bases 267 to 2915 code for a protein of 882 amino acids. The transcript is spliced from 20 exons. Gene Ontology annotation, biological process: triglyceride biosynthetic process; positive regulation of transcription by RNA polymerase II; fatty acid catabolic process. The record is from RefSeq and is a predicted model, not a curated record. Gene Ontology annotation, cellular component: nucleus; mitochondrial outer membrane. Gene Ontology annotation, molecular function: phosphatidate phosphatase activity; transcription coactivator activity.
ACUCCCCGAGACAGAGGGAGCGAGAGAGAUGGAGACAGUCAGGGGGGAGAAAUGAGUCUCGCGUUGACUUAAAUAGUCCGCUUUUUUGCUGCUGUAAGUCGAUGACAGCAAGUCGGGGCUUUAUCAAACACUCAGACAUCACCUCUGUCGGGAAAUGCCGCUUCUGUAAUGUCUUGCUGUGCUGCCAUUCACCGCUAAGGAAACGCCAGUGUCCCUGUAUUGGUGAAGGCUGUCAGCACUCUCAGCUAUAGAAGACCCGUCAGACCAUGAACUACGUGGGCCAGUUGGCAGGCCAGGUGUUUGUCCAGGUCAAGGAGCUGUACCGAGGCCUCAAUCCCGCCACCCUUUCCGGCUGCAUUGACGUCAUUGUAGUGAGGCAGCCCGAUGGAUCCCUGCAGUGCUCACCUUUCCAUGUUCGCUUCGGCAAGAUGGGCGUCCUCCGGUCCCGAGAGAAAGUGGUGGACAUGGAGAUCAAUGGAGAAGCAGUGGAUCUACAUAUGAAGCUUGGGGACAAUGGAGAAGCAUUCUUUGUGCAAGAAACUGAAAAUGGUCAGGAAGUGGUUCCCUCGUACCUGGCCACCUCUCCGAUCUUGUCGGAUGGGGCCAUCCUGAUGAGCUCCUCCCUGAUGGGGAAGAGCUCUGGGCCACCCAUACUGACCCUGGGGUCCACGGGGAGCGUGGGGGAGACUGGCGGUGUGAUGAUGAAGAAGAGGAGGAAGAGAAGGAGGAAGGCUCGGGCAGACAGUGUGAGGAGGGAGGAGAGCGGGGACUACUCUGAGGACGACGACAUGUUCACCAUAGACAUCAGCUCAGAUGAAAGGACGGAGAUGGAGAGCAACAGGACUUCAUCUCGGGAUGUCUUAAGAGAUGAGACAACGGUCGGUUCGACCAGCGGCUCUUUCAAACAGACUGGCAUCUACACUCGUUCAGAUGGAGAUUGGAGCCCUAUUCAGAGCCCAGGAAACUCUCGUCCCACCUCUCCCAAGAGCGACUCUGAACUAAUGACCAAGCCGUCAGAUACAGACAAUCAGAAUCCAGCCAUGCACUGGGCGUGGGGAGAGCUGCCACAGGCUGCCACACCAUCCUUCCUCCCAGUCAAAUCCGACCCUCCACCAGUUUGCCCAGUAUCCAUCCCUGUGUCUGAAAGCACGCACUUCCGUGUCAUAACUCAUGAGACGUCUUCAGAACAGUGUGGACCCUGCUCUGAAAUAUCCGCACUCAGACUGCUAAUGACGGAGGAGACCGCUGAGGAAACAGUCGUCACAGUUGGGAUGGAGUCAGAAUCCACGAGGAUGGAGUCGCAGGCAGUAACUGCGGAGACGCAGGUCACAACAGACAUGGAGGAGAUGAUGCCUCGUCCACCAGGCAAGACGGACUCUCCAUCCAAGAGAAAAGACAAGAGAAGCCGCCAUCUUGGUUCUGAUGGAAUUUACCUGGAUGACAUCACAGAGCUUGAGCCUGAAGUGGCAGCCCUUUAUUUCCCUAAGAGCGACGGUAGUGCGCCAGUGAGGAGCAUCUCCGACCCGGGCCUCCACAGCACCAGUCUGUCCCCACAGUCGGUCAGCUCUGGAGGAGACAGCGGAGUGGACAGCUUCUGCGACCCUAUGUCUGACCUGCCGUCUAUCGCCGUCUCUUUGUGUGGAGGACUCACUGACAACAGGGAGAUCACUAAAGAGCAGUUCCACGAGAAGAUCAUCUCUUACCAGCAGUUUGCGGAAAACCCCUCCAUCAUCGACGACCCCAACUUAGUCGUGAAAAUUGGCUCCAAGUACUAUAAUUGGAGCACUGCGGCUCCACUUAUGCUGGCUAUGCAAGCCUUUCAGAAACCGUUGCCAAAGGUCACAGUGGAGAACAUCAUGAAGGAGAAGAUGCCCAAGAAAGGAGGGAGGUGGUGGUUCUCCUGGCGAGGCAGAAACAGCAGCGCCAAAUCGGAUUCAGUCUCUGAGCGUGGGGCCUGUGGCUCUGCUGAGCAGGCUGGGAAAAUGACAAGCAGACACAAAGAAGAGUCGUCCUCUAGUGAUGAAGACCACAGGGCAGCCAAACAGAGCUCUCCCACCAUCCAAUCAGAGCAUGGGUUCACACCAGGAGGCGUGUCAUAUAAGAAAACACUCCGACUCACAUCAGAGCAGCUGCUGUCCCUCCAGCUGCAGGAUGGUCCUAACGAUGUUGUGUUCAGUGUCACCACUCAGUACCAGGGAACCUGUCGCUGUCAGGGCACCAUCUACCUCUGGAACUGGGAUGACAAGAUAAUUAUCUCAGACAUAGAUGGAACCAUCACCAGGUCAGACACAUUAGGUCAUAUCCUGCCCACGCUGGGGAAAGACUGGACCCACCAGGGCAUUGCACAGCUCUACCACAAAGUCAGCCAAAAUGGCUACAAGUUCCUGUACUGUUCAGCUCGAGCCAUCGGCAUGGCUGACAUGACCAGAGGUUACCUCCACUGGGUCAAUGAGAGAGGCACCAUGCUUCCUAUGGGCCCCGUCCUUCUCAGCCCGAGCAGCCUAUUUUCAGCUCUGCACAGGGAGGUGAUCGAGAAGAAACCAGAGAAAUUCAAGGUGGAGUGUCUCAAUGAUAUCAAGAACCUCUUCUACCCCAACACACAGCCGUUCUAUGCAGCGUUUGGCAACAGACCAACGGAUGUAUUUUCCUAUAAAGAAGUAGGCGUGCCACUGAACAGGAUUUUUACAGUAAACCCUAAAGGCGAGCUAGUGCAGGAGCACGCCAAGACCAACAUCUCAUCUUACGUACGUCUGGGUGAGGUGGUGGACCAUGUGUUCCCCCUGAAGAUGCGAGCCUCCUCCUUCGACUUCCCAUGCUCGGACACCUUCAGCCACUUCACCUACUGGAGGCAGCAACUCCCCCGUGUGGACCAUCAGGGAACUACCCCUCCACAGACUCCCAUCCCAGAGAGUUGACUACCUGUGGCCUGCUGAGCAGCUCCUAGCAGGCAGAGCAUGGACUGAUGGUGUGCUUGAGAUGUAGCAGUCAUUUGGAUGGUUAUGUGUGUGUGAUAUGAAUUUGUAGAUUUUUGUAGAAGAUGGAGCACUUUCAGUGCACAGCAGAGUGCUACCUAAGUAGACUAAUCUGCUGUGAAUAACGCACAAGAUGUAAGCGCACUUUUAUGAAAAGACGGCUAUUGUAGCCUUAUGACUAGAUGUAUGUAUUUGAGAAAUGAUGAGAAAUGUAUUCAGGCAGCUUAGCACAUGUAUUAUUUUUGAGUGAGUGUUGACAUUAUUUCAUUAGCUAGACUUUCUAGGCUAUUUAUGCAGACAGUUGCAUACUGUAUUUAACAGACAAUAUACCUGUGGCAUCUGUUCAGAAGUGCAUCAUACAGAACACAACUAUACUGAGAAAGUUACUUCAACUUGUGCCAAAUACUCAAUGUAGAAUUUAUUUUCUUACUCUGAACUUUUUCAGUCAAAACUGUUAUGAUCCUCAGUCAGUAUGGAAAUGCAUAUAUAUACAUGCAGGCUAAUUUUACUUUAUAGUGAAUAUGUGUGUGUGUGUGUGGGUGUGUAAUUUAUUAUUCUGUUUGCAGUCAGUAUUAGUUAUAUAGUACAUUCAAAUGUUUUGCAGAGCAAAUGAAUGAAUGAACGUCUAUGUAGCUUGAUGUUAAAAUGUGUCGAGGACAAGCGUCCUGACAGAAAGGACAUUAUAGAGACGGUUUAAAGUGAAUAUUUAUUUUUGAGACAAAGUCAUGCUGACAAGAGAACAGAGAGCACAACAUGUUUUAAGGUAUAAUGGUCAUAAUCGGUUUUCUCAAAAAAAUCAAGAGUAUCUGUGAGACGAAUUGCUGAAUCAUUUUGAUUUUUCUAUUGAAAUCACACGGUGUGUAUAUGUUAUGAUCAGAAUGUCAUUUCUGUGGUGGCCAUCAUGAAACAUCUUUUAAUUUAUCCAUACAGUUACAGUUCAUACAGUCGAUGUGACUGUUACGUGUUCCGCUCCCUAGGAUUUAUGCUUAUUUCCAUAAAUGCCUUUAAGUAUAUUUUAUUUAUUCAUCUGGUUAGAUACUGACUGAUAUAUGUAGCUUAAACUUGCAUGUUAACAAACGCACAUUGGUUCUUUUACUGAAGCGUUACUGUCAUUCCCUUGUAAUAUCACUCAUAGUAAAACCCAAGUCUGAAAAUCCUUAUCAUACUGUCCACAGCUUAGAGACGACAGCAGGCUACAGUAUUAAAAGGAAUGUUUGACCUUUUUCAGACCCAUUUCUUACAAUACCACAGAUAACAUGAGGUCAUAUACAGUAUAUGAGCAGGAGCUGCUGUCAUGGUGACCUGCCUAAUGUAUCUGUGGUUUUAUUGCGAAUAUAACUACCUGAACAGUAUCAUCACAGUAGGUGUGAGUAAGCAUAUAGUUUAUGAAAGAUGUGUAUAUAAUGCUUUGUUAUUAUUCUUUCCAUGAAAGAGCUAAAAUAGCCCGAAAACAUGUUAUCUUUGCCUUAACUGUGAACAAUAUGAUCAAUAAUGUGUUCAUUUACUCCCUCCACCCCUUAUUUUGACCAGUGCACUGUUAAAUUGGUGUAAUCAAACUUAAUAAAAAUGCCUUGGCACAUCAGUGA